Molecule: messenger RNA, 5266 nt
Organism: Oxyura jamaicensis (ruddy duck)
Lineage: Eukaryota; Metazoa; Chordata; Aves; Anseriformes; Anatidae
Gene: DKK2
Product: dickkopf WNT signaling pathway inhibitor 2
Exons: 4
Coding region: 566-1375 (269 amino acids)
Biological process (GO): negative regulation of canonical Wnt signaling pathway; multicellular organism development
Cellular component (GO): extracellular region
Molecular function (GO): receptor antagonist activity; co-receptor binding
Source: RefSeq, a predicted model, not a curated record
AAAAGUAAAGAGAGGUGGGGAGAGAGAGAGAGUGAAAGAAAACGAAGCCCAGCUUCUGCCGGUGCUGCUCGGAUUGGAUCUGGUUUGAGUUUCCUCUCUGCUGGCUUGUGCGGCGAGAGAGGAGGAGAGGGGGAAGUCACUCGCUCGCUCUGUCUCUGAAGCUGGAGCAAACGUGCUGGUAGCUGAGCUGGCGGGAGCUGCCUGGGCGCAGUUGCCUCACAGUUGCUCGCUGUCACUAAAGAAUUGCCUGGACUUCUCAAGAACCCAGAGGAAAAAGCCGCCACUUCACAGACCUGAUAGUUGCUCAGUGCCUAUAGACUUGACACUUUUUUUUUUUUUUUCCUUUUUUCCUCUCCUAGGGGAAUUUUUUUUUUUUAAUUGCUUUUCUCCCGUCUCUCUCAGAACAGCACUUCCCUGAGCGUGUGGCUUUGAAACCCAUUGCCUUAUUAACAGCUGUGAGAGAUAUUUUUUCAAAUCUUUUUAUGCCUCUCUUUUCUUUUACUUUGCCUUAAAAAACAAAAAGAAAGAAAGGAAAAGAAAGAUAAUCCUUUUGGGGGGAGGGGAGAUGAUCAUGCUGAUGUGGAAUAAGUGCUCCUGCUGUCUCCUCUUACUAGCCGCGGUCCUGAUCGUGGAGAGCUCCCAGCUAGACAGCUCCAGCGCCAAGGUGAACUCCAUCAAGUCCACCCUGAUGGGGGAGGCUCCAACUCAGGCAACCAACAGAUCUGCAGGCAUCCACCAGGGACUGACGCUUGCUAGCAGUAAGAAGGGCAAAAUUCUAGAGCAGAUGAGAAAACCUCCCAAGCACUAUCACCGGCAAGGAGAGGCCUAUCCUUGCACCAACGAUAAGGAAUGUGAAGUCGGGCGGUACUGUCACAGUCCUCAUCAAGCAACAUCUGCAUGCAUGAUAUGCCGGAGGAAGAAGAAGCGUUGCCACAGAGAUGGAAUGUGCUGCCCUGGGAAUCGCUGCAACAAUGGUAUUUGCGUACCUGUAACUGAAAGCAUCCUUACGCCUCACAUCCCUGCUCUAGAUGGGCCCCGCAACAAGAAGAAUGGUCAUUAUGCUAGCAAGGAUUUGGGAUGGCAAAACUUAGGGAGGCCACAGUCCAAGCUGUCACACAUAAAAGGACAUGAAGGCGAUCCCUGCCUACGGUCAUCAGACUGUAUUGAGGGACACUGCUGUGCUCGCCAUUUCUGGACCAAAAUUUGCAAACCUGUGUUGCAUCAGGGGGAAGUGUGCACCAAACAGCGCAAGAAAGGCUCCCAUGGACUGGAAAUUUUCCAACGAUGUGACUGUGCCAAGGGGCUGUCUUGCAAAGUAUGGAAAGAUGCGACCUCCUCUUCUAAAUCACGACUUCACGUAUGUCAGAAAAUCUGAGUGAGGACUGGGAAGAUAGCAUUAAGUGACUGUGGUUUUAUGUAUUUAAUGUGUUACAGCAUGGUGGGAAACAAGGACUGCACGUGAAAGAGGAGUGGCUUAAGCAACACUUAGGGUAGGAGUAGAAAGAAGUCACAAAUGCCUUUCUUUCUGAGCUGGUGGUAAACACAAGAGCAGAUGAAGAUUUCCCACUUUGCAGUUCUUCUGUAAAUAACUCCUACAGGUUGUGGGAAAUGCUAGUAUGCAAACAAGUAUGGUGGAAAUUAAUGCCACUCACCUUGCUGUGUUGUCCCAUGAUGUUCUGGGUUUCAGUGUAUGGGCCACAGGGGUUUUCCAGCAUCACAGUGCCUGCUAAAUAAAUUGUAUACGUUGUACAUAUAGGAAGCAGUGCAUUCCAGGAAGGCUUGUCUGUCCACACAUUAUUGGUCCCUAAAAUAUACAUUGCAGGUGUGAGAGAGGGAAAUACAGUUACUGUGAAUGUCCAUACACUCUCGUCAUUCAGGGCUGACACUUCAGCAAAGCGCUUCUGCAGGACAAGAGUGCUACAAGAGUGCUAAAUUUUGCAGGCCCUCGCAAAAGAGGUAAAAACUUGCCAUGUUGCAAUUCCAAGACAGCAGCAAUUUCUCUAAUCAGAGGUCUUUAAACAGGGUUUUAUUUCGUAUAUUUAGGUAAACUGAAAUGCUUUAUGUAGUUCAAUGUCAUAGUAUGGUACUUAAUCGCUUGUAUUUGUCUCGGUUUACUGCUAGUAUACAUUGGACUGAACAGAUGAAGCAAAUACGUGCAUGCUGAAUCCAGAAUUAUAUACAGGCAGUUGCUCGUUAGUCCUAAAUAUACUUUCUUUGCCUAAACAUACUUGCAUUGUCGACAUUUCCAAAAGAGACAGCAGAGUGUUGAAGUACAUAACAUGAAGAGCUAUGAAAUUGUGCCACUGUUGCUGUUGUAACAGACAAUAUAGGCACUUGUUGGGGGAUUUAGCCCAUCGUGCUAUAAACUCAAAGUUUUACAUUUUAAUAGUAGCAAUGGGCUACAGUUUGCUAUUAUUGCUCAAUCUAGUUGCACUCUGCAGAAGCAUAAAUGGAUUUGUUUCUUAGUGGUAGCAAAGAAAAGAGAGUUGGCUCUUGUGAGCCACCUCCUCUCUGGCAGAAAAGGCUGCAAGAAGAUGGUAUGACCACAGUGACUUGUUAAGCAUCAUGGGAUGUUGCAGCACACCAGUCUCGUGUGUAUCCAACGUGAACUUGAUUUUUUUUCUCAGUCUGGACUGUUCUGCCAGGAGUGAUGGAAGUACAUGGACUGUGGAAACAGCUAACAACUCUACAUUGUUUGUGUACUGGUUAAAAAAGGACAGUCUACAUUGUUUGAUUUCUAUCACAGGUCUUUUCAAACAUUUUUUUUUUUUUUUAAUUUUCUUAUUUGCAAGUAUUCCUUUGUAUAGACAUUGGUAGAGAGAAUUAUAAUUUUUUAAAAAGUCCAAUUCUAUAACUGACCUAAUGCUAAACCGUAAUUAGCUUUUUAAAAUUACCCACUGUCAUGUCUUAUAACACAAGAGAUCUUUCUGUUUAAUCAGUUCUGAAAGCAAGGACACCAGUAUGUAUUUUUAAGACCAUGUCACCCAUACUUUAGACACCUUUUUCCACUGACACGUCCCUAUCAGUGGUUGUUUUAAAGCUAUAGCUUUUAUACACCCUGACUCAGAUUUCCUAAUUAGAACACAGACCUCAGCUACAUUACCUUUAUCUUUCAUAAGAGUAUAAAUAAGAGUAGUUCACAAACCUCUUUCCCUACUGGAGUUAGUUUUUAUUGGCCUAGAGGGACUGCUCUGAGAUAGUUUCUUCUGUUUCUAAUAGUCUCAGUCAGACUUUAACCUCACAGUCCUACCAAUUUAACUCUGGUUAUUUCAGAGGAGUUUUUCUCGCAUAAUUGAAAGAGGAAUAAGGCUUAGAAAUAGCAUCAUUUCAAAUAUUCAGAAAAUAUGGGAACCAGUUCUGCAAGUGUUGUUUACACUGACAGCACAUCCUCAGCAGAGGAGCUCUACUGCCUUCAUUGUGAUGACAUGUAAAAGAAAAUGUAACCCAGUUUGAGUGGGGGGAGGAGGGGGGGUGUUGCAGAAAUGGACUCUCAGCAAUUUUUAUCUCUCCUUAUCAUAGUCCUAGCCCCCUCCCUUUUCCUCUUACAAACCGUAGUUAUUUGGGAUAAUUUAUUUACAGGAAAUGUUUAAUGAGAUGUAUUUUCUUAUAGAGAUAUUUCUUACAAAAAGCUUUGUAGCAGAAUAUAUUUGCAGCCUGUUGACUUUAAUGUAGAAAAAUGUAUAAUAAGAUUAAAUAUAUUAAAUGUCCUUUCCUGUUCCUCCCCAAAUCUUUUAACCACAUUCUUUUCCUUACCUGCUGCUUAAGAAGAGUAGUUCUUCCUGGAAGGCUAUGCAAACCUGUUGGAAAAAAGCAUAUAUACUUGAGGUGUUCAAGAAAAAGCAUCUGAUCAUGCUCAUGUCUCAAAACACUAUGGAAGCUAAGUUUUGGUAAAACACGUGAAGGUCAUCUUAAAAUCUCCAUGUGUCAUUUCCACAAAACUGGCUUAAGUGGCAACUAUCUAUAUGAAAAAAAUAUAUAUUUUUGAGAGAGAAUUUCCACCUAAACAUUCAAGACUAAGUUUUGAAAGCAACGUAUGUGGAUGCAUAAUGUUCAAACAACCAGGCUAAAUAACAAAGGUGCUCAGAUACAUUCCCUGGACAGUGAUACAAACCUGAGAGACUCACAGAGGGUACAGCUAACAUUCAAAUUACACAGCAUUUUGCUAUAGGUUUUUGCUAUUUGUACAGCAUACAAGUAUAUUGCUCCAAGAUAUAUAGCUAGCAAUUCCGAAAUGGCAGAUAACAGCAUUCAGCUCUAAUAAAAUGAAACAAUUCAUAUGAAAACAUGAAUUCAACUGAAAAUAUUGCUAAUAAAAACAGCCAAGUUUUGAGCCCAGGAAAACCCCUGCAGAUCUCAAUAACUAUUGCAAAAUAAAAACCGUGGUUAUUGAGCAAUGGUCUCAAUAUUCUUGUUACUUGUUUCUGGGAACCCUUUGCUCAAACGUGUACAUUGGGGAAUGGAAUUGUCUCCCAGAAGCACUGCUGUUUGUACAAAAUGAAAAGGUUUUGCUACUGUUACUUACAGUAUUUGGUGGGUAGUCCUUUGAAAAUUAUUAUUAUUAUGGUGUUGUUUGUUAAAAGGGUUAUGAAGUUGUGAGCAUCUUCAGAUCCCAAUGACUUCAACAGAGUUUGAAACUGCCAACGCCUUCAGAGAUUUAAUCUGGGAACAAAAACAAUAGACACAGGCAGUUCUUCGCACACCACAAAUACUGAGCAACAUAGCUGAACUGAAUAGCAUGCAAGCAGUUUCGCAAGGCUGAAGUUUGAAGUGUUUAGAAGCUAUUCAGUUAAUAUUUUGGGGAACUAUACAUCAGUUUAAGAAUAAAAGAACAGCUAAAUUUGGGGAUAAUUGCUCUCACUCACUGGUUCACUCAUCAAAGGAAUUAAGAGUGACUUUGGCUCAGUAACAUUUCAGAAAUCUGCUGUCAUGACACAAGUACUGAAGAGAUUAUUGCUGAACAAUUAAAAUACUCUUCCUAUUAGCCUAGAAUAGCCUCAGCAAUGCAACAUCUCUUUGGAAAAACUAACUUUCAAAAAAAUAAUGGAUUCCUAUUGUCUAGCAGCAUAUAUUUGAUUUACAGUAUAUAUAUGGGCAUGUAUCUAUUACUGUACUAUUUGCUUUGUCUUGUGUUGUUUGCAACCUAUACUAUUUAUGAUUUAAAACUUUUUUUUUUUUUAAUGCAAGCAAUUAAAAUAGAUUUAUGCACUUACUUACUUUCAACAACAUACACCGAUCUGACACCAAAAUACAAUUCAUUGGAAUUCCA